This is a messenger RNA of Canis lupus familiaris (dog), 16168 nucleotides long. RefSeq names its product neurobeachin like 1 (gene NBEAL1). Lineage: Eukaryota; Metazoa; Chordata; Mammalia; Carnivora; Canidae. Gene Ontology annotation, molecular function: protein kinase binding. The transcript has 56 exons. Gene Ontology annotation, cellular component: membrane; cytosol. The record is from RefSeq and is a predicted model, not a curated record. The coding region runs from base 442 to 8610 and encodes 2722 amino acids. Gene Ontology annotation, biological process: intracellular protein localization.
CGCCCGCCCUUGGCUUCUCCCGGCUCUCGCUCCCCGCCUCGCGCCGCCGCCGCCCCGCCUCCCUCCCUCUGCCGCCCGCCUCCCCUCCAGCGAGGUGACACGGGGCUUCGGCUGGGGAAGGGGGCGAGGGGAGUCGGUCAGGCGUCGGCCCGGCGGCGUCGGCGCGGCCCCCAGCCUGAGCGCGAUUUGAUUAAUCCUCUCCCCCACCCAACCACCUACCACCGAUGAGGAGAAGUUGGAGUGACUUGGUUGAACUGAAUUUUAUUCACCAGAAGACAGUCCCGUUUGUUUCACUUCUUUUCGUUUUCCCUGCUGCUUUGGGCUUUACUGUAACGGCAGAAAAACUUGGAAAAUAAAAUGAACAUGCUGUGGUCUUGAACAUACAUUUUUUUUUUUUUUUUUCCUUGAGGAAAAAAUUAAAGUGCCAGAGUGAAAGCCAGAAUGGCAUCCAGAGAGAGGCUCUUUGAACUUUGGAUGCUUUAUUGUACAAAGAAAGAUCCAGAUUACCUGAAACUCUGGUUGGACAAUUUUGUUUCUAGCUAUGAACAAUUCUUAGAUGUUGACUUUGAAAAGCUGCCUACCAGGGUAGACGAUGUGCCUCCAGGAAUAUCUCUACUUCCUGAUAAUAUUCUGCAGGUUCUAAGGAUCCAGCUGCUACAGUGUGUUCAGAAAAUGGCAGAUGGGUUAGAGGAACAACAACAAGCUUUGUCAAUUUUGCUUGUCAAGUUCUUCAUUAUUCUUUGCAGAAAUCUCUCCAAUGUGGAAGAAAUUGGGACUUGCUCAUAUAUUAAUCAUGUCAUCACUAUGACAACACUCUAUAUUCAGCAAUUAAAAAGCAAAAAAAAAGAAAAGGAAUUGGCAGAUCAGACAUCUAUUGAAGAAUUUGUGAUCCAUGCAUUGGCGUUCUGUGAAAGUUUAUAUGAUCCAUAUCGGAAUUGGAGGCAUAGAAUUUCAGGACGAAUCCUUAGUACUGUGGAAAAGAGCAGACAGAAAUAUAAACCAGCUUCUCUCACAGUGGAGUUCGUCCCUUUCUUUUAUCAGUGUUUUCAGGAAAGUGAACAUCUCAAGGAAAGUCUUAAGUGUUGCUUAUUGCAUCUCUUUGGAGCCAUUGUAGCUGGUGGGCAGAGGAAUGCUUUGCAAGCAAUAUCUCCAGCCACCAUGGAAGUUCUUAUGAGAGUUCUGGCAGAUUGUGAUUCCUGGGAGGAUGGAAAUCCUGAAGAAGUGGGUAGGAAGGUAGAACUUACUCUAAAGUGCCUUACAGAAGUGGUUCAUAUCCUUCUCACUAGCAGCUCUGACCAGCGUCAAGUGGAAACCAGCACUAUUUUGGAGAACUAUUUUAAGUUGCUAAAUUCAGAUCCUUCAGCUUUACCUAAUCAAAGGAGGUCCAGACAGUGGGAAAGCCGGUUCAUAACUCUACAGAUCAAAAUGUUGAAUACCAUCACAGCCAUGUUAGACUGCACCGAUAGGCCUGUUCUUCAGGCCAUUUUCCUUAACAGUAAUUGCUUUGAACAUCUCAUAAGACUGCUACAGAAUUGCAAGCUAUUUUUAAAUGCUAACAAUAAGGUGGCAGACAAGAACGAGAAAGACCUUGCCAACAAAUUACUGACAGAAAUGAAUGAGGACCAGGUGUUUCAGGGACAAUUGGAUUGUUUGGCUAUAUCAACCAUUCAGGCUUUGACAGCAGUAAUGAACAAAUCUCCAGCUGCUAAGGAAGUAUUUAAAGAAAGAAUUGGUUAUACACAUAUGUUUGAGGUUUUAAAAUCCCUGGGUCAGCCACCACUGGAACUACUUAAAGAACUUAUGAAUAUGGCUGUAGAGGGUGACCACACUUCAGUUGGGAUAUUGGGCAUUAGUAAUGUCCAUCCUCUCUUGCUUCUUAUCCAGUGGCUUCCAGAGCUAGAAUCCCAUGAUCUGCAAAUUUUCAUCUCUGAUUGGCUGAAAAGAAUUUGCUGUAUUAAUAGGCAGAGUCGAACUACUUGUGUCAAUGCAAACAUGGGAAUUCACAUCAUCAAAACACUUGAUUCCCAUUCUUCCCUCCAUCGAACUUGUGCUGAGAACUUGAUUGCACUUCAUGGUUCCUUGGGGAGUCAGUCAGUGAGCUCAGAAGAAAUACGUCGACUACUGAGAUUGCUGAGAGUGGAUGAAUCUGAAUAUAUUCAUCCUUACACCACUCCUGUGACUCGAGCAAUUCUGACAAUGGCCCGAAAACAAAGUCUAGAGAGUGCACUACAGUAUUUUAAUUUGUCACAUAGUAUGGCAGGAAUUACUGUGCCUUCCAUACAGAAGUGGCCAGGAUCUGCCUUUUCUUUCAAUGCUUGGUUUUGCUUAGAUCAGGAUCAGUUGACUCUUGGCAUUGCUAACAAAGGAGGAAAAAGAAAACAGUUGUACAGCUUUUUUACAGGAAGUGGCAUGGGUUUUGAAGCUUUUAUUACCCAUUCAGGUAUGUUGGUUGUGGCAGUGUGCACAAAAAGAGAAUAUGCUACAGUUAUGCUUCCUGACCACAGUUUCUGUGAUUCCCUCUGGCACAACAUAACCAUUGUUCAUAUGCCUGGAAAAAGACCCUUUGGUCAGAGCCUUGUCUAUAUCUAUGACAACGGACAGCAGAAGGUCUCUGCCCCUCUCAGAUUUCCUGCCAUGAAUGAACCUUUUAUUUCCUGCUGCAUUGGUUCAGCUGGGCAAAGAACCACGACUCCUCCACCAUCCCAAAUUCCAGAUCCGCCUUUUUCUUCCCCCAUUACUCCUCAUCGGACAUCAUUUGGUGGAAUUUUGUCAUCAGCCUCCUGGGGAGGAUCACUUGAAAAAUCAAAACUGAUUACGAAAUUGAUAUCAGCUGGAACCCAAGAUAGUGAAUGGGGAUGCCCCACAUCUCUGGAGGGUCAGCUAGGGUCUGUUAUCAUCUUCUACGAAGCACUACAGCCUCCUCAAGUGAAGGCAUUAUAUUUAGCAGGUCCAAACUGUUUAAGUCCUUGGAAAUUCCAAGAGUCUGACAUGGCUGACCUGCCUGGUAACAUCCUUCUUCACUACACUGCAAAGGCUUGCAAAAAUUCAAUCUGUCUUGAUUUAUCUACUAAUUGUUUGCAUGGGAGAUUAACAGGAAACAAAGUAGUGAACUGGGACAUCAAGGACAUCAUAAACUGCAUAGGUGGAUUAAAUGUACUCUUUCCUCUGUUGGAACAAAUCAGCCGCUUUGGUGAAGGACAGAUUUCUGAAGGAAUGAAUGAAAGCACAGUUUCUGAAUUGGUAACUCCUGUAGAAGGAGAUUGGGUCGUAUUGACCUCCACAAAGGCAUCAGAGUCAAGAUUAGAAAGAAAUUUAAUUGCAACAUUUAUCUUGAUUGUGAAACACUUUAUUCAAAGACAUCCUAUCAACCAGGACAAUCUCAUUCACUCCCAUGGAGUUGCCACUCUUGGUGCCUUACUUCAGAAGGUGCCAAGCGCCUUGAUGGAUGUUAAUGUACUGAUGGCAAUUCAGUUACUAAUUGAACAGGUAUCAUUAGAAAAAAAUAUGCAGCUUCUGCAGCAAAUGUAUCAGUAUUUACUUUUUGACUUCCGUAUUUGGAACCGUGGAGAUUUUCCCUUUCGAAUUGGUCAUAUACAGUAUCUUUCCACCAUCAUCAAAGACAGCAGGAGAGUUUUCCGAAAGAAGUAUGGUGUGCAAUUUCUCCUAGAUACACUUAGGAUUUAUUAUGGGACUGAUUGUAAAUAUAGUGAGCUGUCUUUAGAUGACGUUCGAACAAUAAGGACUUCUUUGUAUGGACUAAUUAAGUAUUUUCUGUGCAAAGGUGGAACUCAUGAAGAGAUACAGAGUAUUAUGGGUUAUAUAGCUGCUAUCAAUGAAGAAGAACAGCUCUUCGGAAUUUUGGAUAUGCUCUUCAGUCUCCUACGUACCAGCCCAACUAGAGGUCAGCUUUUCUUACUGCUGUUUGAACCAGGAAAUGCUGACAUACUUUAUGCCUUGCUCUUAAAUCAGAAGUACUCUGACAGACUAAGAGAAAUUGUUUUUAAGGUUAUGGAACAAAUGUUGAAAUGCACAAAUGUUUAUGAACGAAGUAAACAACGUAUUCGGCUCCGAGAAGUUGGCUAUUCAGGAUUGGGACUUCUUCUUAAUGAAGCAUCUGUUAAUACCUCUCUCAUUAAAAGCCUCACCAAUCAAAUUAUAAAUACAGAUCCUGCUAUUAAUUUCAAAGAUCUGUUGUCUGUGGUAUAUAUAUCUCAUAGAACACAUAUAAAUGUCAGGGUGGUUGUCUGCAAAAAGAUUUUACAGAUUUUGCAGUCCCAACCAGAUGCAGCACAUCAAAUAUCCCAACAAGUGGGUUGGCAAGACACUUUAGUUAAACUUUUUUUAAAAAUGAAUUUUGAAAAUGGGAAUACUCUUCAUAAGCACAGUAGGGCUGUUUCAAUGAAAGACAAUGAUAAAAAUAUAUCAGCUGAAGAUACCAGGAGGAACUUUGAUGAAAAGACUGAUGAAGAAAAAAUCAACUCUUUUGCCUCAGCUAAUGUGCCUUCAGAUCAAUGGAGUUUAGAGGAUAGACACUCUCUAGACUCAAACACACCAUUAUUUCAAGAAGAUAGUUCUGUGGGAGAAUUAUCUUUCAAAUCAGAGAAUCAAGAAGAAUUCUGGAAUAAUAACCUUUCACAUUUGAGUUUAGAUCUCAGUGGAAUAGAUUCAUGUGAACUGAGUGACAAUGGAAGUCACAUGCCAGACAGCCUGCCUAGCACGCCAUCCCCAAUAGAAUCUACUAAGUCAUUUUCUGUGCAGUCUGACAAAGAGAGCAGCAUCAUAAGUGAUACAGGGUUCGGUGAUGACUUCUCUUUACUUGAAAGCCAAGAGAGAUGUGAGGAGGAGCUUCUUCAAUUACUGACAAAUAUUUUGAACUAUGUAAUGUGUAAGGGACUAGAAAAGUCUGAUGAUGAUACUUGGAUUGAACGGGGACAAGUGUUUUCAGCACUAACUAAACCAGGAAUAUCCAGUGAACUACUUAGACCAUCAGAUGAAAUAAAAUUAAUUUUGCUACAGAAAAUGUUAGAAUGGGCAAUCACAGAAAACAGAGAAUCCAAAACUAAUCCAGUAACUGCUGAUAAUGCCUUACGACUCAUUGUGAUCAUACAGGACUUUCUGCAGUCAGAGGGGCUUGUUAAUUCAAACAUGUGGACUGAGAAGCUUUUAGAGGAUCUGAUGCUGCUCUUUGAUGGUCUGUCAGUUUGCUGUUCUGAAAGUACAAUAUGGAGAGAACUUCCUCAAAUUCAAAUCCAGUUGCUUCUAGGUUUCAUUGGCAGGGGUAAUGUGCAGGUUUGUGCAAUGGCAUCAGCUAAACUAAACACCCUUCUUCAGACCAAAGUGAUUGAAAAUCAGAAUGAAGCAUGUUACAUUUUAGGGAAGCUGGAACAUGUUCUAAGUCAGUCAAUCAAGGAACAGACUGAAAUCUACUCAUUUCUGAUUCCCCUGGUCCGUACCCUGGUUUCCAAAAUUUAUGAGCUUCUCUUCAUGAACUUGCACCUGCCUUCUUUACCUUUUACCAAUGGUAGUUCUUCAUUUUUUGAAGAUUUUCAAGAAUAUUGCAGUUCAAAUGAAUGGCAAGUUUACAUCGAAAAAUAUAUUGUGCCUUACAUGAAGCAGUAUGAAACCCAUACAUUUUAUAAUAAUCAUGAGAGCAUGGCACUUUAUUGGAAGAAUUGUUAUGAAGCCUUAAUGGUGAAUAUGCAUAAACGAGACCGGGAAGGAGGAGAAAGCAAGCUUAAGUUUCAGGAGUUUUUUGUGGAGCCAUUUAAUCGAAAAGCACGCCAAGAGAACAUGAGGUAUAAUAAUACGCUUAAACAACUUAGCAGUCAACAGUUAAUCACUCUGAGACGCUGGAAGGCAGUACAGCUCUAUCUUACAUCUGAAAGGGGACCUUGGGCUGAAAGGAAACAAAAUCCAAUUCACUGGAAACUAGCUAAUGUAGAAAAUUAUUCCCGCAUGAGACUUAAAUUGGUGCCAAAUCAUAACUUCAAAACUCAUGAAGACGCUAGUGCUUUGAGAGAUAAUCUAGGUGUCCAACACUCACAGCCUUCCAGUGAUUCUUUGCUUUUGGAAGUAGUGAAACAAGUAAAAGUUAGCAAUAUGGAGGAAGAUAAAUUAGACCUUCCUGAAGAAGACGUAACAGCCAGAGUAAAUACUGAUGAGAAAGAAGAACAGGAUCAAAAAGAAAAAUUGGUGUUAUCGGAAGACUGUGAACUCAUUACAAUAAUUGACGUAAUUCCUGGCAGAUUAGAAAUCACUACUCAACACAUUUACUUCUAUGAUUGCAGCAUUGAAAAAGAAGAUGGAGUAGGCUUUGAUUUCAAGUGGCCUCAUUCUCAGGUUCGAGAGAUUCACCUGCGGCGUUACAAUUUAAGGAGGUCAGCUCUUGAGAUUUUUCAUGUUGACCAAUCCAACUACUUUCUCAAUUUCAAGAAAGAGAUUAGAAACAAAGUAUACAGCAGACUGUUGUCACUUCAUUCUCCAAAUAGUUAUGGAACCAGAUCUCCACAGGAAUUAUUCAAAGCAUCAGGAUUGACACAGAAAUGGGUAAACAGAGAGAUAUCAAAUUUUGACUACCUCAUUCAAAUAAAUACAAUGGCAGGACGAACCUAUAAUGACCUUGCGCAGUAUCCUGUGUUUCCUUGGAUUUUACAAGAUUAUACUUCAGAAGAGUUGGACCUUAAUAAUCCAUCUGUAUUUCGAGAUCUUUCCAAACCAAUUGGGGUAGUUAAUGAUAAAAAUGCCAAAGCCAUGCGAGAAAAAUAUGAAAAUUUUGAGGAUCCCAUGGGAACUAUUGAUAAAUUUCAUUAUGGUACUCACUAUUCAAAUUCUGCUGGAGUUAUGCACUAUCUUAUUCGUACAGAACCAUUCACCACCCUCCAUAUCCAGCUUCAGAGUGGAAGGUUUGACUGUGCAGAUCGACAGUUCCAUUCCAUUCCUGCCACCUGGCAGGCACUCAUGGACAACCCAUAUGAUGUGAAGGAACUGAUUCCUGAAUUCUUCUAUUUCCCAGAGUUUUUGGAAAAUCAAAAUCAAUUUAACUUGGGUUGUCUCCAAGUUUCCAAAGAAGUGGUAAAUGAUGUCAUUCUCCCCAAAUGGGCUAAAUCAGCUGAAGAUUUCAUCUAUAAACAUAGGAAAGCUCUGGAGUCUGAGUAUGUUUCUGCUCAUCUUCAUGAAUGGAUAGAUCUGAUUUUUGGCUACAAACAGAGGGGGCCAGCUGCAGUGGAAGCACUCAAUGUUUUCUAUUACUGUAGUUAUGAAGGAGCUGUGGAUCUGGAUGCCUUAACAGAUGAGAAAGAAAGAAAAGCUUUAGAGGGGAUGAUUAAUAAUUUUGGGCAAACACCUUGUCAGCUGCUAAAGGAACCACAUCCUCCUAGAUUGUCAGCAGAAGAAGCAGUGCAAAGGCAGACCAAAACGGACACUUCAACCUUAAACCUAUUUCAACACCUCUCUGAACUCAAGUCAUUUUUUAUAGAGGGAAUUAGUGAUGGUGUUCCACUGAUAAAGGCCAUUGUCCCUAAAAAUCAGUCUCGUUCUUUUAUGUCUCAAGGCAGUCCUGAGUUACUGGUAACAGUAAGCAUGAAUUAUGUUCUUGGAACCCAUGGAUGGCUGCCUUAUGACAGAAACAUUUCUAAUUACUUUACAUUCAUCAAAGAUCAAACUGUAACAAAUCCAAAAACUCAGCGUAGUAUGAAUGGUCCUUUUGCUCCAGGGCUGGAGAUCACUUCUAAGCUAUUCAUAGUAUCACAUGAUGCGAAGUUGCUUUUCAGUGCUGGACACUGGGAUAAUAGCAUUCAAGUGAUGUCACUUACAAAAGGCAAAGUUAUUUCACACAAUAUCAGACACAUGGAUAUUGUGACUUGUUUAGCUACAGAUUACUGUGGAAUACAUUUGAUUUCUGGUUCCAGAGACACUACGUGUAUGAUAUGGCAAAUAACACAACAGGGAGGUGUUCCUGUGGGCUUAGCAUCUAAACCCUUUCAUAUUCUGUAUGGACACACUGAUGAGGUAUUGAGUGUCGGCAUCAGCACUGAACUAGACAUGGCAGUGUCAGGAUCAAGGGAUGGCACUGUGAUUAUACAUACAAUUCAGAAAGGUCAAUACAUGAGGACUUUACGGCCACCUUGUGAGAGUUCUCUGCUCCUAACUGUUCCUAAUUUGGCUAUAUCUUGGGAAGGACAUAUUGUCAUCUAUUCCUGCACUGAAGAAAAGACCAGUCUCAAGGAUAAGAAUGCAUUACAUCUGUUUUCUGUAAAUGGCAAAUAUCUAGGGUCUCAAGUCCUGACAGAACAAGUAUCAGAUAUAUGUAUCACUGGAGAACAUAUUAUCACGGGCAGCUUACAAGGCUUCCUGUCCAUAAGGGAUCUCCACAGUUUGAAUCUCAGCAUGAACCCAUUAGCCAUGCGAAUGCCUAUCCACUGUGUUUGUGUAACCAAAGAAUACAGCCAUAUUCUUGUAGGAUUAGAAGAUGGCAAAUUGAUUGUAGUGGGUGUUGGCAAGCCAGCCGAGAUGCGUUCAGGUCAGCUUUCUCGAAAAUUGUGGGGAUCUAGCAAGCGACUCAGCCAGAUUUCAGCUGGAGAAACUGAAUAUAAUACUCAAGAUUCCAAGUGAUUACUAUUUCCAUCUUCUCUCAUGUAUAAAUGAAACUUGAUUUACUGCUUUGUCACUUUAGCCACAUCUCUCAACUAUCUGAAAUGUAUUAGGGCUUUUAACACUGAAAAUCAUUUAGGGACUACCAAAAUUCAGUAUGCUAUGUAUGUAUAACAUAGGUGUAUUAUUAGCCACUUUAAAAGUUCCUGAUUAACAUUGAGUCCAGUCUUAUUGACUAAUUCUUGACCUACACUAAAGUGGAUUUGAGAAAAUACGAUUUAAUUAGAUUUGUGGCUCAUUCCUAAAGAUCACUGGAUCCAUUGGGGAAAAAAAAAACUUCCAAAAAUGAAGAAGCUGGAUACAGUUCCCUUAUUAUUCUAAACAGCAAAAUUUAAGUUAUUUCUAAUUAGAGUACAGAUGACAGGACAGUUGAGAGACAUGGCUUUUAAUGUACUCUUUAGUUAAUCAUUUUCCUAUUUACUGACCACCAUAUUUAAAAAUAUAUCAGUUUAUUUAUGGAACUCUUGAUUGGGGUAAUAUUUUAAGGGCAUCUGUUGCACACUUGCAUUUUCAAAACUCAAUGUAAAUUCUAGAUUUUCAUGAUAAGCUGAAGAUAAGUUGAAACCGGUACAUUGGGUCAUUCCACUACUACUUAGAAUAUUACUAAUGAGAACUUACUGAAAUAUAUUAUUAUGCUUAAUUAAUAAAGAUAAGUAGGAAAUAAGAGAAACUAGAGAUAUAGCUUACAGAUGUACGUCAUUAGUAUAAGGAAAAAAUGCUGAUUAUGAUUUUGACGGUUAGAUCCUUUAAGUAGCAUUUGCAGCACAAUUUAUAUCUGCAAAAUUCAAAAUUUCUUGGUGUAUUCUUUACUAAGCAGAUGCUAUGUCUUUCCCCAUAAUUAGAAGUGGUAGCAGUGAUACCGAAAUACAUUAACAUUUUUAUCUAGAACUUCCAUGUGAUUGAUAAAUGAAUUGAAAAGAUAUGCAUCACUUAAACUAGUCAUUUAUAGUAAUUUUUAAAAAAACACAUUUCUGUUUCAUGUUAUGUAUAACUUUUAAGAAUAUAAUUUUAUUUUACAUAGUUAUGUAUUACAUUAUACUUAAUGUUCAAUAUGUUAAAGUUACAGGCUGAUUUAUUUUGGAAUUUAAAGAGAUUGUUAAACCUAGUGGUUUUUUAUAAGGUCAUCUUUUGAGGUAGGUCAGAGAGCUUUUACUACUACAAGUGUCCUUAAUCUGAGACUCCUUGAGUUUGGGGAAUUUAUGAAUCCCCUGAAAUUGUGUGGAAAUUCUUUGUGUUAACUGCAUUUUUUUCAGGAGUGAGUAUGUAGCUUUCAUAAUGGAGUCUGUGAUCAGAAGGGGAAAAUAAAAAACUUCUUACAAUAGUAGUUUCUUAUAAAAUAAUAAUAUUCCUUUUUAUUCCACAAAUCCUAGAUUUCCUUAUAUCCAGUUGUCUUCUCAAUGGCAUCUUUGAGAAACUUUCCCUCUGCAGUUCUCUUUGGUUGUCUACAGUAUCUAGUACCAUUUUCUUUAUAAUCUUAUGAGUGGGUAAAAAAAUUUUGAGAAGUAAAAGAUUCUGUUUAGGGAAGGGAAGCUUUUUGAAUAGAUGUGGUCUGAUUGAGUCAGGACUAAUAAAAACUUAUAGAAGAAUUUUCUUUCCAGUUAUUUAAAAUCCCCUAUUUUAUUCAGUAAAAACAAACAGACAAAACCAAAAAAAACCCGGUUAUGUUUUAGGUAAAUAACCCUGAAAUAAACUGGUGCUGCAGGUGUAAAAUAGAGCAUAUGUAAAUGUGAAGGUUUCCUUUUUAAGGACUUCAUGAAUUUGUGUGAUGAAAAUAUCUCAAAAACAAGGCAAUAGAGAUAAUUACAAUUUAUUGAGAUUUGUUGCUUCUAUUUAUUUCAUUCUAUUUCUAUUUUUUAUACUACAUUUCUUAGGUUUCAAGCCAGCAGAACCAACAUGAUUGACUUUUAUGGUAUUUUAAAUGUUGAUCUUUAAAAAAAAAAAAAAAACUUUUGUGAAUCAAAAUUUUGGAAAUUUUUCUUUUGCUUACUUAUCCAGAGAUUUUGGUAUAAGGAUGCCAUCUUUAUUUUUAAGAUUACUUAUUUUGUAAGUCUUUUCGAUGAUGCCUACAAAUUACAAAGAAUUUUAAUUUGUCAGGGAAGAAUUCCGUUUUACUUUGCUGCUUUUUAGAUGGAAGAACCAAACAAGCAGUAUUCAUCUUAUAGUACAAAUAGGAGACCCUUUGUUUACAGUAAACUGAACAUCCUACCUAGACUAACAGAUGUUCAGAGCUGUGGAAUUCUUCCUUAUAUUACUUUUUCUAAAAAGUAAAAACCAAAAAUAAAAUUUUGAUGAAAAUCUGAGGAAUACUAGCAGCAGUCUAAAGGAAUGGAACGUGAGUUUAUCUAUUAAAGUAAGCAAAUAUAGUAGGACCAUUAGCUGAAUAAUAUAAACCUCUUUUAAACAGCAUAGCCCACUGAAUUAAAAUUGACUAGAUAAAAUCACUGGAAAGAUACAGGGGGAUUCUGGUGUAUUAGAUGUUAUCUGUUUAAGAUGUUUCUAUUUAUAUGAUGGGAGAAAUGAACAACAGUAUGAUUAGAAUAGAAUAAUAGGUGAUUUCAGUUGAUCAACAGAAUAUCUCAACUUGGCUGCUAUGAAGUUUGUUGUCUAAAGAAAUUUUUAUCUACUUUUGUUUCUUAACAUUGGUAAUGAUGGAAAUAAAAAUCUCAGCAUCCUGGUGAUGGGAAGAGAUUUAUACUAGGAUAAUUUUGCUUUUAGAAAGUGAGGUCUCAAAUAUUAAAACAUAGAGUAGCUAUAUGUUCAUUUAGAGAAUAAAGAACCAAUCUUUCAACUCUUCAUUCAGUAUUCUGUCAUUAGAUAAAAUUGAAGGAGAGAAUUAAAAAUAGAUCAGGGAAUGGAAAUUAGAAAAGUACAUGAAAAUAUAAAGCCUAUCCAGUUGGCUUAAAAUCUUUUAAGCCUGUGAAGCUUGUGUUAGCUAUUAAUAAGUUUCUAUCUACUAAUUUCUGUUAGAUCACAGUGCUUUUUUUAGGUCACAUCCUUUUAUAGGAGAGGAAAUGCCACAUAUUCAUGUCAUUAGCUAGGAACAUCAGUGAGACUUCCCUUUUUUCUCUGUGUAAGGUAUAUAACAAUUACCUUAAAGAACUGUUAUUGAAAAUCUAUUUUAUGCGUCUGAAGGAGUAAGUGUACCCUCAUAAUUAAUUAGAAUUUAGAUUUGAAAGUUGAGUCUUAACCUAAGAGUUUUUAUAUUUUACUUGAAUAAGAGUAGGCAGAGAAAUUUUAACUUGAAUACCAGAUUUUUAUUUAAUGAUAAUAGAUACAUGGCUUUGCCUUUAAAUAUAUUUUUAUUGUUGUUACUAAAGAAUUCACUUAUGGAAAUCUUUUAGUUAAGUUUAAAGAAGGUAACUCCUUUUAUAUAUUUACAUUUACAAAAUGAGUAGCAUUUCUUUAUCACCUUUCCAAAGAAAAGAUACAAGUGCAUGAACUAUAUUAAAUAUAAAUGUUAAAUAAUAUAUAACAUGUACUGUCAUAGGGUGUGUGAAUGAAGGUUGUCUGUUUAUGUCAAUACAAUUGUCUUACAUAACUAUCUGUAAGAUAUAAUUUUUGACUGAUUUAUAAAAAAUGAAAGUCUUUUUUUCUUUUCAAAUCUAAUCUGUUGGUUUCCCCAUCAUCCAGACUUGUCCUAAUUACUGUCCUUUCAUCAGCUGACUCCGUUCUUUCCCAGUAUGUGGCCAGUCUUAAAUAUUUUUAUCACUCUCAGAAAUAUCUGUUCUCAAUAUUCUUUUUGCCUGACUCAUUUAUCAUAUAUACCCAUUGUUUGCUUUGCUUUAAAUUUGACCCCAUCUGGAAAAUUGUUCUGAAGAGCUUUCCUAUAUCAGAAUCCUGGUGCUUUUUCCAAUGCCAUUUAUUCCAACAACAAUAUAGUAUUAUCAGUCAUCAUUUCAAUAUUAAAAUGUUGUCCGUAGCUUAUAUAAUUUGAAUCUACCAUUUCCUAAGCCAGUGUUUCUUGAGAUUGCAGAUCAGACUUAUCCAUGAUAUUCUAUAAAUAUACAGAAGUCUAGGCACUACUCUGAAUCUCUUAACUUGGUAUAAAAAAUGUCUCAGUAUUCUUAUAUUGUCUUAAAAUAUUUUCCACUAUAGAAAUAUCCAUUCAUUUUUAUAAAUCAGAUUGCUUAUUCACAGGCGUAUGUGAAAAUAGAUUUAAUAAUUAACCUUGGAGACAUUUUUCUAAAAUUUGCUUGGGAUGGCUUUCUUAUCUUUGUUUAGCUUGCCACUAAAAUAGCCAAAUUGCCUUUUCAGUUGAAUUAUUCUUAUAACUUUCUUCAGACCUUUCACAUUUGAAUAUUAUAACUAACAUUUGCUUCCAAAAAAAGUAUCUGUUUCCUUUAAUAGUUCCUAGUGACUGUCAAUGAAUGUUUUGCAUAUUUGAAUUAGGUAACAUUUUAAAGUAUUAAUAAAAAGCAUGAGUUAUAAAAUGUUAGGUCUAAAAAUAGAAUUAGAUCUCCCCUAGCCUUGAAGGUAGUAAUCAAUAGAAUCUUUCUAAUAAAAAGCAUUGGAUAUAUCCCUAUCCGUACUUCUGAUGACUUCUCAGUAUGGAAAUAAUCUUUAAUUUUUUCAUAUAAAGUCUUAGUAUUACAGAAAACAAAGCAUUAACAUUUAAGAUAUUCAGGCCUAUGUUGGAAAUGAUUCAGUUUUCUAUAUUAAAAAUACAAAGCUAUCCUAGAUAUAGGAGUUAUGGAGUGAUUUUCUUUAGUAUAAGAAUCCUCUAAAACUGGCUAUUUUAUCAUAUACUUUUUGGCUAGAUGGCAUCAGACAUAGCUUAGACAAUCUCACUAACAUUCAUCACAUGUGGGUGAUUUCUUUCUUUUUUUUUUUUUUUUUUCACAUGUGGGUGAUUUCUAAACACAUUACAGGAUUUGGACCUAUGAAGCUAAUGGCUAUAGUGAAAAAUAAAAGGACAGAUACAACUUUUUACUUUUGUCUUAAUGCCUGUAUUUAUAUGAACUGAAAAUUCAAGGGGAAAGAACUAGAAAGUCACUAACCUAAUAUUUGUUUUCUGUGGUAUAGUUUUAAUGUUUCCUUGGAAGCUUAUUUUGCAAAUAUUACCGUAAUAACAUUAACAACAGCACAGUUCUGUCAGUGAAAAAAUUACCCACUCAUUUUUCAAUGUUGAAUGUCAGUGGAACUUUGGGUGUGUUUGUGUGUGUUUUUCCACUACUAUGAUGCCUGUCUCAUUAUUUAAAAUUUAUAACUAUUUUUGAAUGCACACAAUGAUCAGCUAUUUGUAAUAUUAUUAUACUGUAGCAUUGUAAUUUAAAAAAUAAGUUAGGACUUAGGAUCAAAAAAUAAAAUGAGUAUUUUAUAGAUUAAAAUAGAAACUUUUAAAAAAGUCUUACUCCAAUUGGACCUUAUAAAAUUUUAUUUUGGUAAUAAUAUAUUUCAACUUAAUAGGUAUUAAAACCAGAGGUUCUCUGGUAGCCAGGGUACUAACUAGUUAAUGUUAAAAUGCUAUUUUUGAUGUUCCUUCCCUUGGAAACAUUUCCCACACUAUCCAAGCAAUGUGUUUUAAGAUUUAGUGGGCUCAACCUAUACAUUCAAAAAAUGCCUGUGUUGCAUUUUGAAGGAAAAAUCUUACCUGUAAUUGGCAUAUUUUGCUCCUCAGAAUGUUAAAAUUAUAUUAAUCAAUAAACACUUUAGAAGUGGUUCUGGUAAGGAGAUAUAAGUUAUCAGACCUAACUGAAAAAAUUCAACCUUUAAUUUCUUAUAUAGGAAUUAAAGAAAAUAACUUUUUUUUCCUUUGAGAUUUUGAUUACUUUUUAAAGUAUUUAUAAUAGUUUUACCUUCAUCCAAAAUUAUGACUUAUUACAUAUUUGUGGAUACUGUUUAUUUUAUAAUUUGCUUUACAUAAGAAAAACUGUUAGAAAACUGUAUGACUGGUAUGUUCUCUUCAGAAACUCCUAAGGAGUAUGGCUUUUCUUCCCCCACUUGUUUGCUUUUAUAUACUUGGAGCAAAAAAUUUAGCAAAAAAUAAUCAGAGAUCUAGCUAGACAUUUUCUUUCAAAUGCAUUGCUGUAGAAGUGAAUCCAUUAAGACAGAAAAAUAUCAAACACAUAGGAGUUGUCUCAUGCCCAUUUUUCUGGGAUUCAGAUUAAAUAGGAACAUUUCAGUGUUAUGGAGGUUGACAAUGACUUGAAUGCAUGAAAAUGCACAAAGAGAAGGAUGGCUGAAAAUUUGGAAUUGUUUAAAAAAAUACUUGCAAAUUGUGCUGCUACUUAAAUAUUUAAGGAAUUCAAAAAGUUGUAUAGUUAUCAUAAAAUGUUCCUUCUCAUUUAUUCUACUGGAAUUGACCAUGAAAAAGAAUAUUAAGCCUUAUUUAUAUCUAAUUAUUGACUGUGCAAACUGUGACUCAAUGAAUAUUUGUAUGCCAAAAAAUGGUCUUAAAGUUGAGAAAAUUUUAGAUUUAACAAAGAUGUGUAAAUAAUUUUGAUUAGUCUUCUCGUUAUGAUGAAGUUACUGUUAAUUUGGUGCAAUACACUCUUCUUCAUCCUUUUAAGAUUAAAUGUGUAAGAUGUACGUUUUGUUUUGUUACAUUGAGUGUUUAAAAAUUUUUCAGUGUGUGUAUAUGAGCAAAUAUUUGAUUUCUGUAUAGCAUGAUUGAAGAUAAUUGAGAAUUUUGCACUUUUUUUAGUCCUUUGGAAAUUUGUAUUCUAACAGUUUUUAAGAAUGUACAUUUAUUUUGUACAUAAUACAUUAGCUUUGUAUAUGAAAAUGGGUUUAAAUCAAAUAAAAAAUGAUGUUACAUUCUUCAGUUGAUUUGUAAUUCUCACUUCACAGUCUGAUUAAAACACAGCCUUGGCUAAGUUAUUGGAGUAAACAAGGGAUUAAAUACAAGUUUUGUUAAGCAGCAAAUUGAUCACUGCUUUGUAUGAGAAUUUCUUCUGCAGUCUUAAUGUGUACAAGAUAAAUGUCAUGUUAAUUAACCAGUUUUUGUCAUAUAUAACAACAGAUAUUAAGCCUUUGGUUUUAAAACUACCUCAGGACUAUGGUUACAUUCCCCCCUCAAGAAAAUGAUUAUAAACCAGAGAUAUCCGUAUGUAGUUCAUCAAAUAAUACAUUAAGCUGUUUUUUUUUAACUUUUCUUUCGUUUCACAUAAUUAAAAGCUUUUAUUCAUCAACUUUUGACAGUCUAAAUGUUGAUCUAAUCCUCCUGUCUUAAGGUUAAUAAAACCUAAUCCAUAAUAAAACAAUCCAAGCUCUGUUCCAGAUUCUUUCUAGUACUUUUGUCUCUAGAUCCAGAGUAACAACACGUCAGAAAUGAACAUUAACCUUUUUCCAGCCUAAUACCAUCUAUGAAUGAUACUACACUUUUAUUGAAGACAAUGUACACUUUUAUUGAAGACAAUGGUAGAAUUGGAAAUUUCCUUCAUUAAUCUCAUCUGGUGAGAUCUCUCAGUCACAGGACAAAGCCAGGUCGGUUAAAGGCUUAAUUAAGACUUCCUUGCUUUUGUGAAAUAAAUCCAUAAUACCAUACCAAGAAUCAAAUAAAAUAUAUUUUAAACGGUUA